UUCUAUCAUUUUUCUUUUGAAAUUCUUGGCCGUAGUCACAUUACUAUUUUGGUGAAUGAAGUUUCUACUUUGAAUACCUCAAGAUACCUACUACCAACUAGUAUAAAUUGAAGUCCAAUAUGAUGUCUCUUUCUUUCAAUUGUAGAGUUUUUUUUAAUAUUAAAAUGAAUCACUUACAAGAACUUGUACAUGGGAAGUAUUCCAUCAAGUAAUUGUCUUUUUCUGGAUAGAAUACAAAUACUAACCUCAGAUAAUCAUCUCCAUGGUGUAUGCUUUACUAAAUUUAAAUAAAUGUAAACAAAAUUAAUUUUAAAUUAAAAAAAAUUCUCAUGAUUUUAUUUAACUGCAAUACUUCAAAAGUAAAGUAAGAAUAUUGCCGAAUAGUACUUUGGUUAGUCUGUCCAAACUUAUAUAAAUCAAGGAAUUAAAAGAGAGGAAAUUAUGAGCGGGAAAAGACCUCACCAUAAAAGUCAUCUCAUAUCCUCCAGAUUUGUCGACGGCUCUCUCCCCACAUUCUAGGAAUGUGUUACCUAACAUGUCUCCGAAUAUCUGCACGGAGAUAUGUUACACUUCUCAUCACAAAUAAUGAACAGCAAUCUUCUUCGCGGGCGUGGCGAGUUUAGAACGACAGGACCUCUAGACUCCGGCCAGCCUUCUCCCAUGCACGGCGGCUGUCAUGAUACCGGGCAACAAGCACCAAGGGAAGAAACUGGAGCGGAAAUAUGGGCCGCGCAGGAAUAAGUGGUGGAUUUUCGCCGCGGGCGACUGAGGGGAAUCGAGUGCUCAGCGUCAGUCACGAGAAUGUCGAGCCGUGACUGACUGACAGGCCCCGGCGUGUGUCGCGCGUCCUGAGUCGGAACCUAGUUCAUGAAAGUGCCCGACAUCGCAAGCAUCGUUCGCGGAGAGAGGCUCGAGAGCUCAGCUUCGUGGGCGGAGUUUCGUUUCGCCAGGUUCAGGUGCCAUGGCUGUCUCGGCUGGGGUCGUGGGGUUUCACGAGGCAGCUUCGAUUUUAGGGAGGGAGUGGGCGAGUGCGGGGAAAUUUGGAGAAUUUCAAUGCGCGAGCGGUCCUGGCCCGAGCGUGACAUUCGGUCGCGGUGCGGCCCUCACGAGAAGCGAUAUCUUCGGCAAUGCUUCCUUGAGCUCCGUCUCUGUUCGUUCGCAGAGUUCGUCUCGUAGUGAGGCCUGCGGUUCUCAAUCGUCUAGGAAGCGCUCGGCCCUGUGCGCCAUAGCUGAUCGCCUAGCGAAGGACUUUGGUGGAACAGAGGAGAGCAGCAGGGUUUCCACUGAGUCGGAUUCUGCGGAUGCGAAGGUGAACUACAAUUGGGAGGAGCAGUGGUAUCCGCUCUACCUGACCCGGGAAGUCCCGAAAGAUGCACCCCUCGGUCUUACCGUGUUCGACCGUAAUCUCGUCGUGUUUUACGAUGGAGACGGCAAGCUCAACUGCCUCGAAGACCGCUGCCCUCACAGGGCGGCGAAGCUAUCGGAAGGGCAGCUCAUGGACGGCAGACUCGAGUGCUUGUACCACGGGUGGCAAUUUCAAGGCGACGGAUCGUGCACCAAAAUCCCGCAGUUGGCUCCGGGAGCCAAGAUUCCGAAGCAAGCGUGCGCGCGGUCGUAUGCCUUGAAGGAGUCUCAAGGAGUCUUGUGGGUGUGGAUGGCGGACCACAGAUCGGCGCCAUACGACAAGGUGCCGUACUUCGACCACUACGACGUAGAAGGGUACGCGGAGUUCGGAGGGGUGCACGUGCUCCCGUACGACUACUCGGUGCUGCUGGAGAAUCUGAUGGAUCCCGCCCAUAUUCCCAUCUCGCACGACCGGUCCGACGGGCCCAGAAGCCGGAGGGAGUUGGCGGAAGCCAUGGUCUUCAAUAUAACCGAGCGGUCCGACGAGGGAUUCGCCGGUAACUGGCACCUGGUCAGCACGCCCGAGGUGAUGAACUUUACGCGGUUCAGCGCCCCAGGCGUCGCGUACACCGAGCAGAAGAAGGUGCUCCCGGACGGCGUGCAGUUACGGUUCAGCGCCACCAUCCUGUGCCGGCCGGCCGGACAAGGGAGCGCCAUGCUGAUCAUCCGGUUCGGGAACUCGCGGGCGGACGGCAAGACGGCGAGCUGGUUGAUGACCCGAGUGCCGCGGUGGUACCUGCACAUGCGGGCCAGCGUCAUCUUCGAGCAGGACAUGGCGUUCCUGAGCUCGCAGAACGAGGUGCUGGUCCGGGAGGGCAAGCCGACCAAGGACCUCUAUCUGAACCUGAAGUCUCAGGACGUGUUCGUGGAAGAGUACCGCAAGUGGCUCGACAAGGUCGGGCACGGCAUGCCGUAUUACUACGGCCACCGGACGUUUUCGCCGGCGCCCGUCUCGGCCGUGCAGGAGGCUUCUCCCGCCGGCCUGAGCGCCAGCGCCUCGUCGACGCAUCCGGCUAAGGGAGCCUUCGGACACCGGUACGCGCGCGACCCGACCAACCGGUAUUUCCGGCACGUCGUCCACUGCAAAGCCUGCCGGACGGCGCUGCGCAACUUCCAGGCCGGCCAGAAGGCGGCGCUGGUGGUGGCGGCGCUCUCCGCUGGCCUCGCCGCCGUUUUGUCCAAGCCCGCCAGCCGAGCCGCCUUCGUGGCGCUGGCCUUCCUCAUGGCCGCUGUGCACUGGGCCUGCUCCCGCGGCGUCGCCGCUCUGACCGAGAACUGGUUCCGCCCACACAAAGCGACGUUGUAGGCAAAUUCUCCCCCUUGCAGUACAUACAUACCUCCUCCGCUUCGUGUCGAGUCUUCUCCGAGAGCACUCUCGCUCGGCUCCGACGUCUCAAUAUUGUGCUUCCGAAUCAGGACGUGGGAGCCGGCCCAGAGAUCUAUCUGAUCGAGCGAGAGUCGGGACUGGUGUGAGAGAUCGCUCUUACGCGAUCGUUGCAGAAAGUCUGCUGUUACGAGGUCUCACACUCUUGUCGUCGUAGAUGGUCGUUCUGAUUCUUCGUAAGCUCUACUGUGUUGCCCGUAAUUGGCGCGAGGGGCGACAUAUCUUGAAAUGACCUGUUGUAGGAAGAGAGGGACGAUUUUUGGUUGUACAAUCUACCGUCUUAGCGUCUUGUACACUCAUAUGUAAAGAAAGCACGU
Molecule: messenger RNA, 3105 nt
Organism: Marchantia polymorpha subsp. ruderalis
Lineage: Eukaryota; Viridiplantae; Streptophyta; Marchantiopsida; Marchantiales; Marchantiaceae
Source: the annotation of a GenBank genome assembly